This is a messenger RNA of Quercus robur (English oak), 1867 nucleotides long. RefSeq lists its product as uncharacterized. The transcript is spliced from 2 exons. NCBI's taxonomy places the organism in Eukaryota, Viridiplantae, Streptophyta, Magnoliopsida, Fagales, Fagaceae. The record is from RefSeq and is a predicted model, not a curated record. Bases 305 to 1867 code for a protein of 520 amino acids.
AAAAAACUGGCAUGAAUAAAUCUGAAAAAAUCACCGACAAAUUCUCAUAAAAAUAAAAAAUAAAUAACCGACAAAAUAAAAAAUAAAUAUGGAAUGAAAUCUGAAAACCUAAAUUACAAUUCUCAAAUUUUUACCCUAACCUCACUCUUCCUCCACUCAACCUCAUCAAGUAUCAACGCCUCCUCCAGGCUCCAUCACUGCUGCUAAGUGCUCCUGCUGUUCUUUUCCUCAGAUCAGAUCCGGAUUGUUGGUCUAUUACUGCUGCUGCUCCUCCUUAGAUGCUUGAUCACAGUCACACACGAUCAUGAGUAAGUCCACUACAAUAUUAAAUUUUUUCAAAAGAAAAAAUCUAAAUAAUUCCGAAGUCAUAGCUGAUGAUGCAAGAUUGCCAACCCCUAGCGUUGAAUCCGUUGAUGUCCCAGUUUCUGAAAAUCUCCAAACUGAAGUUCCAAAUGUCACCAUUGACGAAAGUACAGGUUUUGUGCGUGAUCCUGGAAUGCGUAAGCAAAUAUGGGAAUAUGAUGCUAAUGAACGAGAUGAAAUUCGAAGAGCUUACAUUAAUCUUGGUCCAUACCAACCUAAACUAGAAGAGUACAAGAAAACUAAAUUUGGAAGGCAUUCUCGUAAAUUUAAACAUUCAUGGUUUGCAAUUGAGGAAUUUAGUCCAUGGCUUGAAUAUUCACCUAGUAAAGAUGCUGCUUUUUGUCUACCGUGCUUUCUCUUUGACAAGCCAACUGGGAAUUCUGGGAGUCAUGUAUUCACUAAAGAUGGAUUUCGGAAUUGGAAGAAAGUUAAUGAUGGAAAUAAUUGUUCCUUUUUGAAUCAUAUGGGGAAAGAACCUAACUCUUUUCAUAGAGCUUCCGAGCAAGCGAUGACAGAUUUGAUGAACCAGUCUCAACACAUACAAAAGGUACUUGAAAAUUUCAAUUCUGAUCAAAUUGCAAGCAAUCGAUUGCGGUUAAAGGCCUCAAUUGAUGUUGUCAAAGUGCUUGCAUUUCAAGGACUUGCUUUUAGAGGACGAGAUGAAAGUUCUGAUUCAAUUAAUCGUGGGAAUUUUCUUGAAAUAUUGGAUUUGGUGGUAUCAUAUAAUGAAUAUGUUGCAGAAGCGAUAGAGAAAGCUCCCAAAAAUGCCUCUUACAAAUCACCAAAAAUCCAAAAGGAAAUUUUACAUGUAUUUUCAAACAAGGUGAAGAAGGCAAUUCGUGAAGAAAUUGGUGAUGCAAAGUUUUGCCUAAUUGUUGAUGAAGCUCGUGAUGAGUCAAUGAAGGAGCAAAUGGCUAUUGUUAUAAGAUUUGUAGACAAAGAUGGUUUUGUUCGAGAACGUUUUUUUGGGGUGGUUCAUAUCCCCGAUACUACGGCAUUAACCCUAAAAGAUGAAAUAUAUUCUAUCUUGUCACAUCAUAGUCUAGAUAUUCAAGAUAUUCGAGGGCAAGGAUAUGAUGGUGCAAGCAAUAUGCGAGGUGAGUGGAAUGGAUUAAAAGCUUUGGUUUCAAAUGAUUGUCCAUAUGCUUACUACAUUCAUUGUUUUGCACAUCGUUUGCAAUUAGCAUUAGUAGCAGCAUCAAAAGAAGUUAUUCUUGUUCAAAGUUUUUUUAAUAGAUUAUCAUCUAUUGUCAAUGUUGUUGGUGCUUCGUGCAAGCGUACUGAGCAACUAAAAAAAGCUUAUGCUGAUCAAAUUGCAUAUUUUGUUGAAAUUGGUGAGCUUGAAACUGGAAGAGGACUUAAUCAAAUUAGCACAUUACAACGGGCUGGAGAUACUCGUUGGGGUUCUCACUUGAGAUCGAUUUCUAGCUUGGUAAAUAUAUUUAGUCCAACAUGUGAAAUUUUACUUAAGAUCAUCAAGGAAGGAAAUACUACUUCCCAAUGA